Brassica oleracea var. oleracea is the source of this 890-nucleotide messenger RNA. RefSeq lists its product as uncharacterized. Gene Ontology annotation, molecular function: nucleic acid binding. The record is from RefSeq and is a predicted model, not a curated record. The transcript is spliced from 7 exons. Lineage: Eukaryota; Viridiplantae; Streptophyta; Magnoliopsida; Brassicales; Brassicaceae. Bases 33 to 767 code for a protein of 244 amino acids.
AAAAUCUUAUUGCCUCUCUCAAAAACCAAACCAUGCAUGAAUCCGCCAUCGAAGGUGUUAAAGGUCAGGAACUGAACGGUUGUGAUGCGAUUCGAGAAAGCCGUAUUAGCAGGAUUGUGGUUGAGGGAUACGACACCUCCCUUCCUAGGGAAGAUGUCGAAAAGGCUUUGAGAAACCAUUUCGCUUCAUGUGGAAACAUAAUCCAUGUUUAUGUUCCCAUAAACGAUGAAAGUGAUAUUCCCAACAGAUUUUCCUUCAUUUAUGUUAAUGGAGAAGACGAAGAAAAGGCGUUGAGGCUUAAUGGAAGUGACAUGGGAGGAGGGAUUUUACAAAUUUAUGCUUACCCGUUUCACGAAAACUACCUUGAUGAUGUCUUGGCUACCAUGAAAGAAGGCCCAGGCCAUCGGCUACAACGCACGUUGGAAGUUACCGGAUAUGACCCUUCCCUUUCUAUGGAUGAUGUCGAGAGCAAGAUGUGUAAACAUUUCUCACCAGCUUCUGCUUUUGCUUACAGAACAUGUGGUGGUCUCAAAAGCACAGCUUUAGUUUAUGUCAUUGGAGAAGACGCUGUACAGAUGGCUCUGGAACUUAGUGGACGUUCUGUGGAUGGAAUGAACAUUGUAGUUACCCAGGUUUUGCCAAGAAAACCGAUUAAGUGUGGCUACUACACUAAUCCAUAUGGCCUGGCUCGUCAGAAGAAUAAGACUACGGAGUACAAAACGCUCUCUUCUUGGGGGACGAGAAGACAUGCUCUUUUGUGUUAUUAACUUGUGGUGCAAUGCAACAUUUUUCUUUUUUUUCGUCUGGAUGUUAAAUGUUAUGUUUCUUUUGUGUGUGUGGAUGUUUAUGAUAGACUCAAUAAUAUCAUUAUGUCAACUUGGUUAGCUAAA